This is a messenger RNA of Sabethes cyaneus, 636 nucleotides long. RefSeq names its product adenylate cyclase type 3-like. NCBI's taxonomy places the organism in Eukaryota, Metazoa, Arthropoda, Insecta, Diptera, Culicidae. Bases 1 to 636 code for a protein of 211 amino acids. The transcript is spliced from 4 exons. The record is from RefSeq and is a predicted model, not a curated record.
AUGGAUGGAACCACGACCUCAACAACAGUGGAAAGCAACCCGGCCGGUACCAAUCUGCCGACUUCAACCGUAUUGCUGCCGGACGAUGUGCUCGAAAAGCUGUACCAAAGCUACGCGCUCAAGCAGAAGCGCGUCGCUUUCGGGUGCUAUCUGGCCGCCUCGAUACUGUUUGAUUUAUGGGCUAUCCUGAUUCCGCAGGGUCAAGGCUGGGAAGGCAUAGUGGUGGCCUGUAUCUGUCUGGUGCUCAACAUCGUUCUGGCGGUGGUCUUGCGUUUCUGCGGUAAGGGGCGCUUCCGGGGUUUCCUGUGGGAAGUAGCACCGCACGCCGCCUGGUUGCUGGCAAUGAAACAGCUCUUCCUGCAGCUUUUCUUCAAGGCAUCCGUCACGCCCAGAGACUUCCUCGGAUGGGCAGUGCUGCUUAACUUUUUAGUGUACGUUACGCUUCCAGUGGUACUCAAAUAUACUGGCAUCCUGCUGGGGAUGGGAUCUUUCGUAACCUACAUCAAUGCAAUCGUCGGGUUGGCCAAGAAGGAGAACUUUUUCUGGGAACAGCAGCAACCGCAAUCGGCGUGUUGUUCUACUUCUUGGCCGAAGCCAAACAACGAAGAGCUUUUCUUGAAGCGAAACAAGGCCUAG